This is a messenger RNA of Salvelinus sp. IW2-2015, 2637 nucleotides long. RefSeq names its product zinc finger and BTB domain-containing protein 34. The record is from RefSeq and is a predicted model, not a curated record. Lineage: Eukaryota; Metazoa; Chordata; Actinopteri; Salmoniformes; Salmonidae. Gene Ontology annotation, biological process: regulation of transcription by RNA polymerase II. Gene Ontology annotation, molecular function: protein binding; DNA-binding transcription factor activity, RNA polymerase II-specific; RNA polymerase II cis-regulatory region sequence-specific DNA binding.
UUGCAGUGACUGACACAGCUGGAGUGGGGGGAGGCCUGGCUCAAGUGAAAGCGAGCUACUGGGGGAAAUGGGCGAUGUUUGAUCGGGAAAAGGCAGCCUACAAACUGGAAAGACCUAUCCAAGAGAUGGACGACGGCAGUGCCUACAUAGAGUUUGACGUGCCAGAGUUCAGCAACACCGUUCUCAACCAGCUCAAUGAGUUGCGACUGCAGGGGAAGCUAUGUGACAUYAUCGUUCACAUCCAGGGCCAGCCGUUCCGKGCCCACAAGGCCGUGCUGGCGGCCAGCUCRCCGUACUUCCGCGACCACUCRGCCCUGGGMACCAUGAGCGGCCUGUCCAUCUCCGUCAUCAAGAACCCUGAGGUGUUUGAGCAGCUGCUGGCCUUCUGCUACACUGGCCGCAUGUCCCUGCAGCUCAAGGAUGUCGUCAGCUUCCUCACAGCAGCCAGCUUCCUGCAGAUGCAGGCCGUCAUCGACAAGUGCACCCAGAUCCUGGAGGGCAUCCACUCCAAGAUAAGCAUCCCCUCCAGCGCCACAAGCCCAGACAAGGAGGCCUCCCAGGCCAGCCGCAAUGGUGUCAAAGACAGCAGCCUUUUCAUCAACCCCACACAGAUCUCCCCCCCAUACUACUCCAGGCACAGCAUAGAGGCCCGCUCUGAGCUGGCUGCAGGGAAAGGUCAAUGCAGGACCCGGUACCAGGAGGAGGGCCAGUCAGACCGUGGCAGCAGUGACGGUGUGUCAGAGCAGGAGGCAGCCAUGGAGGGAGAGACAGAGCAGGUGGAGCUGAUUGGGAAGGACGGUCAGGUGACGGACGUGCACGUGAAGCUGGAGAAGACAGAUAGGCCCAGCUACUCGGACAGCUCCUCGGCAGGCGACGAUGGCUACCACACAGAGCUGGUGGAUGGAGAGCAGGUGCUGGCUGUCAGUGUUGGCUCCUACGGUCCCGUCAUCCAGCCAGCCGGCUACACUUACUCAGGCCUGUCGUCCCCCUGCUUUGUGAGCCUCAGCAGCUCCAGCCCCUCCCGCUCCAUGCUCAGUGGCUUCAGGGGCGGCCGAGCCAGAGCCAAGCGCCCCCCAGUGACCGUCCCAGCAGAGGUCCUGGGUCAUAUCAAACCGGGAAACACUGAGGACAGCAGCGAGGCGGUGUUGGGCCAAGUAGGUUUUGAGAACGAUGUGCGAGAGCGGAGCCUGCGCAGCCAGUGGUACCCCUACAACGAGAGGCUCAUCUGCAUCUACUGCGGCAAGUCCUUCAAUCAGAAGGGCAGCCUGGACCGCCACAUGCGCCUGCACAUGGGAAUCACACCCUUCGUCUGCAAGUUCUGCGGCAAGAAGUACACGCGCAAAGACCAGCUGGAGUACCACAUCCGUGGCCACACAGACAACAAGCCCUUCCACUGCCAGAUUUGUGGCAAGUGCUUCCCCUUCCAGGGGACCCUCAACCAACACCUGAGAAAGAAGCACUUGGGGGCCUCAGAGGGCCCCAACCACAUGGACUCUCCAGAGAGGACGGAAGGCAGCUCUGGUCAGAAAGACCCAGAGGAUGCCUCAGAGGGGAUGGCCUUUGAGACGCAGUAUGCUGAGGAGGCUCCGGYCAACGACAUGGAGGAGAGCUCAAAGUGCAGCCCUGAGGAAGCCGAGGCGUCCAGAUGUGAUUUUUAGGCCCUGGCUCUGGUUGAGGAAGCUUUAAGAUAUGUUCUUUAAACGUUUAGGAUUUGUUUUGGAACCGUCUCCUUUCAAUGUUGAACCUACUUUGUGCAUCCACGUUUUCUGCCUGUCCAUCCAUUUUUGUGAAAGUCAACUGUUGCUUAAUGUAGAAGAAGAGGAGAAAGGGGUACUUUUUAAAAAUAGAUUUCAAAGGGAAGGGCUAUCAACUUGCUAUUGAUAAGGUGCCCUCAAUAAUCAAGGCCUUUUUGUUUUUGCUUUAAAAAAUAUAUAUGUUUUUAAAACAUAUUUACAGAGUAAUAUAGGCAUGUUGCAAUAAUUGAUAAUGUGAAAGCUCUGAUAAGAUGCUUAUCAUAUCAUGUUUUUACCUGACCUGUUUUUGCACAUGUGGCCAAAGGAGGUCACUACUCACAAGGAAUUAUUUUUCUGCCAAGUGCAAAGCUUUGUGUGAAAUAUCCGUUCAAUACCUCAUGAUACAACUACAUACUCAUAACAGACAGUAUUUUAGCUUUUAUGAAACUCCACCGGGUUCUACCUCAUAUCCAAGAACCUACCAAGAACAGAAGUGUUCACCGUUUUAAAAACAAACCGUUUUGCUUUAGGGUCUCUGUUUAAUUUGCCAAACUCUAGGCAGAACAUCCUCAGUCCCAACGCUAAGCCUUGAUACUUUAGACUAAUAUUCCUUGCUGAUUGUAUGAACGCUGGACCGUGUCCUUGUCCAUUGUUUCAUGGUCAGACAGGAUGUAAUGUGGGCAAAGAACGAAGGUGCUGUAUUGAUGUUUUAAGAAAUAUUAAGUGCGUUUGCAUUGAGCAUGCGCAAGGAGGACAGUGGAUAGAGUACAAUAAUAGAGGAUAAUACAUGACAUAUGAUUUCCACUGUCUCUACAGCCAAGAUCUAUUUCAGCAAUAAGGCCUGAGGAGGUGUGGUAUAUGCUCAAUAUACCAUGGCUAGGGGCUGUUCUUACGCAUGAUGCUC